AUGCGGCGCGGUGAGGGCGGCAUGUGCGCGCGCGCGGCCCUGGGCGCGCUGGCGCUGCUGGCGGCCGCGCUGGCGGGCGCGGGGUGCGGCGUGGCCGAGCUGGCGUGCCGCGCGGGCGCCGUGCGCUGCGUGCGGCUGGACGCGUGGUGCGACGGCGCGGCGCAGUGCGCGGACGGCAGCGACGAGCCGGCCGGCUGCACGGUCUGCAACCGCACGUACUACGGCCGCGCCGGCGUGGCGUACUCGCUGGCGCUGCGCGAGGCGCCGCGCGUGCCCUUCCUGUGCCACCUGACGUUCACGGCGGGCGGCGGCGCGCACGGCGACCUCGUGCAGCUCGCCUUCGAGGAGUUCCACGUGGGGCGGCACGAGGCGGGCGCGCUGGACGGCUGCCCGGACGGGUACAUGCAGCUGGCGGAGCUGGGCCGGCCCUUCACGGGCGGCUCGUGGUGCGGCGCGGCCGACGCCGCCGCGCUCUACUACAGCGAGACCGCCACCGUCACCGUCUCCGUCAAGCUGUUUCGCGCACGGCUCGGUGAGCCCUUCGCCUUCCGCCUGCGGUACAAGUUUCUGGCGCAGCGCGACGCCAUCGUGAGGUUCGGCGCCGCGGAGGCGCCGCUGGAGCGCGGCGCGGUGUCGCCGGGCACCUACUGCACGCGCACCUACGAGGAGUGCCACCGGAAGCGGUGCCGCCUGCAGAGCCCCAACUACCCCGGCAUGUACCCCAGGAACGUGACGUGCUACUGGAUCCUGCGCCAGAAGGACAUCCCGACCUGCAAGCACGCCAUGAUCUCCGUGCGGCAGGACUACUCGCACAAGAUGCAGAUCAAGCGCUCCAUCUCUGCCAGCAUGAACAAGACGGGGCGCGUGAUGCGCGCGUGGCGCGAGUGCACGGGCGAGCGCGACCGGCUGAUCGUGUACGACGGCGGCAGCACCGACGACCCCGUGCUGGUGGAGUACUGCGGCGGGGACUGGCUGCCGCGCGUCACGUCGCGCGGGCCCGAGAUGCUGGUCGCCUUCCACUCGUCGCCGUACUCGGCGCCGCUGCGCCCGGCGGCGCGCGCGCAGCCGCUGCGAGGCUUCGAGCUCGACGUCGACGUCAUCUUCGCCGACUCCGACUCGCUCGACUACGUCAGGGAGGCGCGGCGCUGCGAGUUCCACGUGAAGGCGUCGUCGUCGGAGGAGGAGGGCAACGUGACGUCGGCGGGCGCAGGGCGCGGCCGCCGCGGCCUGCUGCGGGCGCCGCAGCACACGCUGCCGCCGCGCACCACCUGCACCUGGACCUUCCACGGCCGCCCCGGCGACCUCGUGUGGGUGUACUUCUCGAGCUUCACGCACUACUCGUUGAUGGAGCCGCGGCGCUCGGACAGCGGCGAGCGCUCGGAGGACGCGGGCGGGGAGCCCCUAGCGCUGGCGCGGCCGCCGCCGCCGCCGCCCUCGGCCGCGCCGCGCGCCUGCGCCGUGCAGCUGCGCAUCUGGGACGGCGGCGGCGCCGGCGCGCCGCUCGUGGGCGAGUACUGCGACACGGCGCCCGUGCUGUGUGCGCGCGCCUCGCUGGCCAACGCGACCCGCGUGCCGCGGCCCUGCGCGCCUCCGGACGGGUACGUGUCGUCGUCGGCGCUGCUGUCGCUGGCGGCCACGUCGCUGGCGGGCACGGCGACGCACCCGCUGCAGUUCGCGCUGCACUACGAGUUCGUGGACGCGCGGCUGGAGGGCGCGGCGCUGGCGGGCGCGGCGGGCGCGGCGCCGGCGCAGUGCGCGCGGCUGCUGGUGUCGCCGGGCGAGUUCUCGUCGCCGCGCAACGCGCUGUGGUUCGGGCGCGGCGGCGCGCGGCGCCUGCGCUGCGUGUACCGGCUGCAGGCGGCGGCGGGCCGCGUGCUGCUGCGGCUGGCGGCGGCGCGGCCGCGCCGCCUGCUUCCCCGCGCCGCCCGAGCCCGCGCCCGCUGGCCAGGACCCGUCGCCGCCGCUCGAGCCCGACCUCGACGACGACGACGAGGCGUCGCAAGUCCCGCACAUCUGGAUCUACGACUCCCCGUGGCCCGGCUACAGGGUGCCGCUGGCGUGCAUCUGCGACAACGAGUCGGCGCCGCUGGCGGUGGUGGGGUGGGGCGGCGCGUUAGAGCUGGUGUUGUCGGCGCGGACGCUGGCGGCACGCGAGGACCACCGCCACGUGCACUUCCGCGGCGCCUGGAGCAGUGCGCCGGCGCCGGCCGCCUGCGCCGCGCGGCGCCGCCUGCCGCCGCCCGGGGGACACCUGCACCUAGUGUACCCUUACGAGAACGAGCAGCUGUCGGAGUGCGGCGAGGCGCCGUUCCUGCUGGCGGCGCGCGGCAACCGCUCCGUGUUCCUGCGCGUGUGGGGCGACGAGGUGCCGGGCGCCGCGGCCGACCCGCCCGCCUGCCACACCGACAACCGCGUGCUGGUCUACGACGCGCACACCUCACGGUCGGUAUCCGUCGGGCGGCGGCCGUCUGGCCGAAUAGAUCGGCCAUGCAACGUGUCCGUCUGCGCAGGUUGGUGAAGGCGAUCUGCCCGAGCCGGGACGGCGAGCACUCGCGCACGGUGCACGUGUUCACGGAGGAGUGGUCGGGCGGCGGCGGCGGCGGGGCGGGCGCGGCGCUGCUGGUGGUGUGGCUGGGCCGCGCGGCGGGCGCGGCGCGGCUCAGCUGGAUGGAGGUGUGGCGCGGCGCGGCGCACAACGGCACGGCGGGCUGCAGGCACGCGUGCGCGGCGCUGGGCGGCUGCAUGGCGCCGGCGCUGUGGUGCGACGGCGCCGAGGACUGCCCGGGCGGCGCCGACGAGGCGCGCGGCUGCGGCGCGGGCGCGCGCCUGCUGCGCCUGCUGGGCGGCGCGGGCGCGCUGGGUGUGAUCCCGCGCAGCAUCGCGCGCGCCGAGAGCGCAGCGUGUGAUGACGUCAGUGUCACGCUAAACCAACCAGCCCGCGGUCGGAGCAGGCCCGUGGGCCGCACCAGGUCCCGGCGGUGGCAAUCAAUACUCGCACUGGCUCGCCGCCAGCAGCCGCCGCUGCACUCCUACCACCAUAUUCCGUACACGGUCUCGCCAUCCCUGCACUCUCCAGCGUUUGAAGUCACUGAUAUUUCGACUCGACCCUAA
Messenger RNA from Pectinophora gossypiella (pink bollworm), 3111 nucleotides. RefSeq lists its product as uncharacterized. Gene Ontology annotation, molecular function: protein binding. NCBI's taxonomy places the organism in Eukaryota, Metazoa, Arthropoda, Insecta, Lepidoptera, Gelechiidae. Bases 1 to 3111 code for a protein of 1036 amino acids. The record is from RefSeq and is a predicted model, not a curated record. Gene Ontology annotation, cellular component: plasma membrane. The transcript has 13 exons.